Molecule: messenger RNA, 486 nt
Organism: Aspergillus fumigatus Af293
Lineage: Eukaryota; Fungi; Ascomycota; Eurotiomycetes; Eurotiales; Aspergillaceae
Gene: tpcL
Product: anthrone oxygenase tpcL
Exons: 2
Coding region: 1-486 (161 amino acids)
Source: RefSeq, a predicted model, not a curated record
AUGCCGCAGAAUGCUUCCGUGAUUAUUACGCAGGCGACUGCAGUCAUUACAGGCUCCUUUCUCUCGGGCCUCAUGAUGGGACUUUCGGUCGUUGACAUCCCUGUGGUGCUCGACACUGCUACUCAAGCCUCGCAACUAUUGCAACAUUUCACACGCCUUUAUGAUAUUGGACAUAAGAUGAUGCCCAGUCUGGCUGUCACAACCUGUCUGCUCUACGGCUAUACUGCGAGCAGCACGCGCACUACGGGCGGGUCGGGACUCCCCCAUAUCAUUGCGGCGGUGACAACGAUCUCGAUGGUGCCUUUUACGUGGCUGGUCAUGGCCCCGACCAACAAUGCUCUCUUUCGAAUGCAUGCCAAUCCCGCUGCAGCGAACCUCGGUGAGGUGCGGCGACUACUUGUCCGAUGGGCACAGCUGCAUGCGGUGCGCUCGCUAUUCCCGCUGAUGGGGUCAGUCCUGGGUUUGAGGCAGAUUCUCAGGGAGUAG